Molecule: messenger RNA, 1725 nt
Organism: Daldinia childiae
Lineage: Eukaryota; Fungi; Ascomycota; Sordariomycetes; Xylariales; Hypoxylaceae
Product: Protein phosphatase PP2A regulatory subunit A
Exons: 10
Coding region: 1-1725 (574 amino acids)
Biological process (GO): protein dephosphorylation
Cellular component (GO): protein phosphatase type 2A complex; cytoplasm
Molecular function (GO): protein phosphatase regulator activity
Source: RefSeq, a predicted model, not a curated record
AUGGCUGACGCGCCAAAUGCGAACGAUGAGCUGUACCCUAUCGCCGUGCUCAUAGAUGAAUUAAAGCACGAUGACGUUCUGCUCCGAUUGAACGCUAUCCAUCGUCUAUCAACAAUCGCGCUCGCUUUAGGUCCCGAGCGCACUCGUGACGAACUCAUUCCUUUUCUAGAUGAGUCGGUCGAAGACGAAGAUGAAGUUCUCGUAGCCCUAAGCGAGGAGCUAGGCAGCUUCAUCGAAUACGUAGGCGGGCCCCAAUACGGCCACGUCCUCCUCUCCCCCCUCGAGAACCUCGCAGCUAUCGAAGAGCCCGUCGUCCGGGAUAAGGCCGUCGAGUCCCUCAACAAGAUCUGCAGCGAGCUAUCACCCCAACAGGUCGAAGAGUACUUCAUCCCUCUUACUAUCCGACUAUCUAAGGCAGACUGGUUUACCUCUAAGGAACAGCUUCGCCAACAGUUUGGCAACCUAGUACAUGAUGAGACCCCCAUGGUGCGAAGACAGUCCGCCACCAACAUGGCCAAGUUCGUAAAAGAAAUGCCCGCGGCUAUUGUUGUGGAGGAGAUGAUACCCCUUUUCCAGCACCUCGCGCAGGAUGACCAAGACAGCGUGCGAUUAUUGACAGUAGAGAUUCUGGUUUCUAUCGCCGAGGUUGUGCCCAAGGAACAGCAGGGUAGCCAUGGCGUUUUGCUCACGUCGUUACGACAUUUGAUAGAGGACAAGAGCUGGAGGGUUCGAUACAUGAUUGCUGAUAGAUUUGAAAAGAUCGCGAAAGCUGUAGACGAAGAGGUGGUCACUCGAGACCUUGUACCCUCGUUUGUCAAGCUACUGAAGGAUAACGAGGCCGAAGUGAGGACUGCCAUCGCCGGCCAGAUCCCCGGCUUCUGCACUCUGGUCGAUAGAACUACGCUACUUAACGAUAUCAUGAGCUCCAUCGAAGACCUAGUCUCCACAUCACAGCACGUCCGUGCCGCUCUAGGCACGCAAAUCAGCGGUCUAGCCCCGAUUUUGGGGCAAACAAGAAUGUUGAAGGACGAAUUUCCCGAAGUUCGUUUACAUAUCAUCUCGAAACUCGAACUCGUCAACCAAGUCAUCGGUUAUCGACCUACUCUCCCAGUCUCUCUGCCUGCGAUCGUGCAGCUCGCGGAAGAUAAGCAAUGGAGAGUACGACUUGCUAUCAUCGAGUAUAUCCCGCUCCUUGCCAGUCAGCUCGGUGGGAGUCUUCCGAUCCGAUCCGAAGGCUGCGACUCACAACCUCAAGAAGCUCACCGAAGUGUUUGGAGUCGAAUGGGCCAGCGAAGCUAUCAUCCCGAGGUGAUGGCUAUGGGCUCUCAUCCUAAUUACCUAUACCGGAUGACGACUUGCUUCGCUAUCUCGACUCUCGCGACUGUUGUCAGUUUGGACGUGAUUGGAAAGUCGAUUUUGCCUAUGCUGGAAAAGCUUGUGGAGGACGAGAUUCCUAAUAUACGCUUCAACGUGGCGAAGACGUACGCCGUGCUCAUCGACGUCUUAAAACGACUCCCCGAAGAGGGUACCGUCUACAGUCUGGAGAAGGCCGGAACGACAACGACCACGCCGUCUCCUCGGGCAACCGAGCUCAUCCAGCAGCGCAUCCUGCCGAGCCUGGAGAAGCUGCAGAAGGACGACGACGUGGAUGUACGCUACUUCGCGACGACCGCUGUAGCAGGAAUUCCCGGAAUGGGUGGGGAGCCUAUGAACACAUCGCCAUAG